This is a messenger RNA of Girardinichthys multiradiatus, 3283 nucleotides long. RefSeq names its product GH3 domain containing (gene ghdc). Bases 142 to 2034 code for a protein of 630 amino acids. The transcript is spliced from 11 exons. The record is from RefSeq and is a predicted model, not a curated record. Gene Ontology annotation, cellular component: cytoplasm. Lineage: Eukaryota; Metazoa; Chordata; Actinopteri; Cyprinodontiformes; Goodeidae. Gene Ontology annotation, molecular function: acid-amino acid ligase activity.
CAGCCAAACACGGAAGCUGUUCACAGUGCUAGUGAAGUCGAAGUGAAAUGUCCCCACCUCCUGCAAACAAAUGCAGAAUAAAAUUUGCUUUUGUUUACUUUAAAGAAAAAGAGGAAUUUGAGAUCAUAUUUGUUGCUAUAAAUGGGUUGUUCGUGGAUUGGCGUCGCGGUUCCUCUUUGUCUUGCAGUUUUAUCCUUAUUUAUUGCCAUUAAUGGACAAACGUUGGCCAUGCCGCCCCCUUUACCAACUGUGGUCGGUGUCCUCUCGCUGGCCGGGAUGGCGGUCCUUUGGAGGGAAAUUAGCUCGAAGCAGAAGGGUGAUAAGCGGACGUUGGGCAGUCUUUUGAGCCAAUAUGUGGCGGUGAAAGCUGUGGGCUGGCUUGGCAGGCGGCAGCGAAAGAAACUGGAAGCCGAUACGCUCAAGGUGAUGCAGGUCCAGGAGGAAACUCUGCUGAAAAGACUUCGGAAGAACACUGAUACUUUCUAUGGAAGAAAGUACAACUUCCGCUGUAUUAAAGACUCUGCUGGUUUCCGAGCCUGUCACCCCAUCACCACAUACGAUCACUAUCGAGAGCUCGUUGAACGCAUUGCAGCUGGACAAGAGAAAGUAAUUAUUGCUGAGAAGCCUCUUAUUCUGGCUAUGACCUCUGGGACGUCAGGAAAGAGCGCCAUGCUGUUGAGCACCAAGGACACAAACACAGAGUUCUUCCUGCAGGGGGUGGCUGUUUGUUUAGAUGCCAUGCAGAAGGCUUUCCCUGAGUCCGACAGCCUUCAGCGCACCACCAAAUUCUUCUACACGCCCACAUUUCGCCAAUCAGAGGCAGGUAUUCCUAUCGGACCAAACUCUUCCACACCAGCCUCGUCGCGCCACAUGCUCAACCUCUACACAACUCCAGCUCCUGCUUUUGAGGUUCCCAGUGAGAGGGACACUUUAUACCUGCACCUCCUGUUUGCACUGAAAGAUCCAAGUGUGGGAACGUUGGAGUCCAACUUUGCUUCCACGGUCUUCUAUGCUUUCACUGCCCUUCAGGAGCACUGGCAGGAGCUGGUGAAGGACAUCGAACAAGGGACAAUCAGCAGGUCCUUGUCUCUGGAGCCCAAAGUGAGGAGAAGACUCGAAGUUCUAAUGAAGCCAGAUGCAGAGAGGGCUGCUCAGCUCCGGGCUCAUUUCCAGGAGGGUUUCGGGGGGAUUGCCAAGCGGUUGUGGCCUCGCCUAAACCUGGUGCUGGCUGUGGACUCAGGCUCCAAUCAAAUAUACGGUGAAAUGUUGAGGGAGAACUACUGCAAAGGAGUGCCUUUCUAUUCACCCUUCUAUGCUGCUACAGAAGGUCUGAUAGGAGUGAACCUGUGGCCUCAGGAGCCACAUAGACGUUAUCUGCUUUGUCCACGCUCCAUGUUCUGUGAGUUUCUGCCGGAAAGCAGCCUGGAUGAGGAGAUCCCUCAAACUCUGCUGAUGGAGGAGGUGAAGGAGGGAGAAAGCUAUGAACUUGUUAUCACCAACGCUACAGGACUUUUCAGAUAUCGUCUUGGAGACAUUGUGAAAGUCAUUGGAUUUCAUAACCAGUGUCCCAUUGUGGAGUUUCAGUACAGACGGGGUCAGAUGCUGAACGUUCGAGGCGAGAAAGUCUCUGAGGUGUUGUUCCUUGGGGCGCUGAUAAAAGCUGUUGCUCAGUGGCCUGGAGCUCAGCUGGUGGACUACUCCUGUGCAGAGAGUGGCAUCUUGGGUGAUUCAAUAGGAGGCUCAGACCCUCAUUACCAGGUGUUUAUAGAGCUUAAAGGAGUGAGGAAUCUAACAGAGGAACAGAGAUAUAAGCUGGAUAUUUGUCUCCAAAAGGACUCUGCCGUCUACAAGUCGUUUCGUAUAAAAGGCAGCAUCGGCCCAAUGAGGGUGCAGCUGGUGUCAGAGGGGGCGUUCAAGGAGCUUCGGAAGCAGAUGAUGGCCUACACAAGCACCUCAGCCAACACUUUCAAAAUGCAUCGUGUGCUGCGCCGGAAAGAAUACGCAGAGUUCUUGUUAGUAAGAACAGUUUCCUGAAGAUAGAUAUGAAUCAUGAACUGUAUAGAGAGCCCUGACUGAAGGAUUCAUCCUAAGUUUUGUUAAAAUAGUGAUAAAAUUUAUUAACCGUGCCUUUGGGAGGAGUUGAACACAAAAAUGACAACAGCGUGUUUAUGUCUUUGAUGACAGUAAUGUAUUUAGUGUUGGAUAACAAUGUUUUUAUUUUACCAUGACAAACGGAUUCACUGGAAAAUUGUAUUCAUUCCAGGCAUCAGUAUUUAAUGGUUUUAUUCUUUCAGCCUUUUUUCAGUUGUUUUUUUUUUUUUUUUUUUACAUCUUUUUCUGCUAUGAACUAUGUUGCCACAGUUAAACAAUAUUCAGUAAAUGCUGUUUCAGUCAUUCUAACAGACAGUCUGCCUGGGCAUGAGAUAUUUGGCAAAGAACAUUGGAGAAAAGUUUCAGUCUGUAGAUGAGUGAAGCUGGUACAGACACGGCACCAAAAGACUGUAAUUAAAGCAAAACUUGCUUCUACAAAGUAUUGAAUCAGGGGAACUGAAGACAAAUGCAAAUCCCACUUUUCAAAUUGCCAUAAGUAAAAACAAUUAGACAACCAUGUAUCCUUUUAACAGUUCUACCCUACUUUGUGUUGGCCUGUCACAUAAAAUCCCAAUAAAAUACCUAUAAGUUUGUUUUGAAGGGGUGUGAAUAGUUUUGCGAGGUAUUGUACAUCUAACAUACUUUUGAUAUAGUUUUCAACUGGAAAUCAGCCUUACUGUAUAAUGCAACAGUGCAUGAUUAAAAUAUUAAAUGAAUUUAUUUGAGUUCUUAUAGAAAUUCUUAUGGGCUUGCUCUGGAGAUUAUAAAGCUACAUAAAAUAAUUCCAAUAGUUCCUGUCUGAUUGAAGCUCCGUCUUUACCUUUUGGUGCCCGUGCUUUUUGUCACCACUGGGAGGUGCUAGUGAAACAUGUAUGGCUGUUGGAGUUAAUGCUGUUUCCUGUUAAACAUUUUCAGGAGUUUGAAUGUAGAAAUUGGUCUUUUUGCUGCCACAUUUCUGCCAGAAAUGUCUUCAGCAGAUUGAAUCCCCCCCUCACUGUGAACUAAAAAAGCACAACACUACAUGCAGUCAAAAUCUCAUUUAGAAAAACAGCAGCCCCAACAUCCCAUUUAUGAUUAGAUGUGAACAGAAGACUAAUCUGAAAGCAGAGUUGGUUCUCUUUGUUUCUGUGGUGUGUUGCUGCAUGGAAAGUGCUUCUCCUGCAAGUGUUAAUAAACUGGGCUAAUAUUUUUA